CGGGUUGUCUGAGGUGGAGCCGAGGACGCCGCCGGCUCCGCGGCCGCAGCCUCCUCCUCCCUGCGCGCGCGCGCGCCUGGGCUCGGCGUGGGCGUCCGAGGAAGCUGGGAUACAGCAUUUAAUGAAAAAUCCAUGAUUAAGGUGUGAAAAUGGCAGGCUUCCUGGAUAACUUCCGCUGGCCAGAAUGUGAAUGUAUUGACUGGAGCGAGAGGAGAAAUGCUGUGGCGUCUGUAGUAGCUGGCAUAUUGUUUUUUACAGGUUGGUGGAUAAUGAUUGAUGCUGCUGUGGUAUAUCCCAAGCCAGAGCAGUUGAACCAUGCCUUUCAUACAUGUGGUGUGUUUUCCACAUUGGCUUUCUUCAUGAUAAAUGCCGUGUCCAAUGCUCAGGUGAGAGGGGACAGCUAUGAAAGCGGCUGUUUAGGAAGAACAGGUGCUCGGAUUUGGCUCUUCAUUGGUUUCAUGCUGAUGUUUGGGUCGCUCAUUGCGUCCAUGUGGAUCCUUUUUGGUGCAUACGUUACCCAGAAUACUGAUGUUUAUCCAGGACUAGCUGUGUUUUUUCAAAAUGCACUCAUAUUUUUUAGCACUCUGAUCUACAAGUUUGGAAGAACUGAAGAGCUAUGGACCUGAGAUUGCUUCUUAAAUCACGUUUUCCUUUUGCUAUUUUCUAUUUGUAGAUAAGUUUUUAUUUCUCGCUAUGAUUUACACAUUGCCAAAUGGAAUGGAUUGUACACUCAGUUUUGUUUCUUUACCUUUUUAUGCCCUGAGUUUUGAAAUAGUUUUAUGAACUCUGUCCUUUUUUUCAUUGACCAGACUGUUAAUAUGUACAUAAUAUAAGACUACUUAGGUUGGAUAAUGACUGUCGGUUUUUUAUUCCUCAGACUUUAAGCUUGAUCCCUUCCCUGAGCCAGGGUUGUGUCAUCUUGUCCUGUGGAGGUGACUGCUCUAACGUCUCUCUCUGGUUUCUGAAGCUGUGCAGAAACUAUUGCUCCAUGUAUCUGGAAAAAGCUGUGAGCCAUUAAAAGAGGCAUUUCCACAAGUUGUAAUUUAUUUUGGCUUAAAAAGGAGAAUUUUUUUAAAGGAAAAUGUGUUAUUAUGUGUUCAAGAAGUGGACUUUUAUGUGAAGAUUUUUUAAAUGCCUGAAGGAGAGCUUUUGAAAGCCUCUUUUAAAAAGAAUUCUUCUAACACGGCUUUGUUUGAGAAGGGGUGGUCCGUGAUGGAGUUCGCUCAGCUUCUCCUGGCCAGUGGAAGCAGGCUGCAAGGCAGCUCAGCCACAGGCUCUCCUAGGAGCAGCUCAUGCAGUGUCCUGGGGCUGUCCCUGGGCCGCCCGGCCUUGUCUGAUGGCACCCAGGAGCAAGCACAUGUGAGACAGCAUGGCUCCUGUAACACAAAGUGGAAUAAUUAGUUUAAAGAUAAAUCACUUCUUCCCAAAUGGAAUUAUUAUAACCUUGUAAAAACAAAAGUAGGCAUUGCAUCCAGUUGUUAUGACUGCAAGUCUCUUUCUGCUCUAGCUCUCAAGCGCUGGGUGAAUGUUUCUGUGAAAUACAUCUUCAGUUUGGAAGUUCACACUCCAAUCAGAAACCUCUUCCACAGAGUUUGAAAUACCAUGUUUGUACUCUGUGCGUUCCUGUGGGCCUUUAUGGCUGCUUCUGCUCUCUGGAUUUGUGUUGCACUUCUUUAUGGAGCUUUGUGUUGUAGCCAGGAGACCAGUGGUGGUCUACGCAGCUCCUAGUGUCAGCCUUAGUCUGCAGCCUGCGCUCCUCUUACUGUGCACAGCUAAUGAAGCAGCUGCCGAGUGCUGUGCCUUUGUCUAGAAGCCAUCUUGUUUGAUUACUUCUUUCCUUGUUGUUAUUUUUUGCUCAAAAUUAUCAGUACGCUUUGUCUUGCAUCCAGUAAACUGUAAGAAUAUUUACUUGUUUCCAUUGUCAUAGCCUGUUGCAAUAAAUAUUAUUUCUCACA
Messenger RNA from Lepus europaeus (European hare), 1955 nucleotides. RefSeq names its product transmembrane protein 50B (gene TMEM50B). The transcript has 7 exons. The coding region runs from base 150 to 626 and encodes 158 amino acids. Gene Ontology annotation, biological process: protein targeting to vacuole; late endosome to vacuole transport via multivesicular body sorting pathway. The record is from RefSeq and is a predicted model, not a curated record. NCBI's taxonomy places the organism in Eukaryota, Metazoa, Chordata, Mammalia, Lagomorpha, Leporidae.